Cricetulus griseus (Chinese hamster) is the source of this 2834-nucleotide messenger RNA. Lineage: Eukaryota; Metazoa; Chordata; Mammalia; Rodentia; Cricetidae. The record is from RefSeq and is a predicted model, not a curated record.
GAUCUUGGAAUCCUCCGCAGGCUGGGUCUCUUCCGGUGUGGACGCUGGCUCGCCCCCGCCGCAUCCGUUUGCCCUGUGGUCUGGUGGGUGCCGGGCCAUCCACGGGAGGACACAGACGCUGCAGACGCGGAGCCACAAUGGAACCGCUGACCUUCAAGGAUGUGGCCAUUGAUUUUUCUGGAGAGGAAUGGGAAUGCCUGAACUCUGAACAGCAGAAUUUGUAUAAGGAUGUGAUGCUAGAAAACUACAGGAACCUGGUCUUCUUGGGUCUUGCUGUGUCUAAGCCAUACCUGGUUACCUGUCUGGAGCAAAGGAAAGAGCCCUGGAAUGUAAAGAGGCAAAAGACAAUGGUCUUGUUCCCAGCUAUGUUUCCUCAUUAUGACCAAGACUUUUCACCAGAGCAGAAUAUAAAAUAUUCAUUCCAGGAACUGAUCAAUGGAAGCCAUAGGAAUUAUGGCCUUGACAAUGUGUACUUUGGAGAAGAACGGGAAAGUAUAGAGGGGUGUGAAGUUCAGAAGACCUAUGAUAAUGGACAUAACCAUAACCAGUUUGUGAUAGCUUGUAAUAGAAGCUUUACCCCCAGUAGAGAGCAAGACCAUGAAAUGGCUCAAGAAAACUGUCACACAAUGUCAGUUACUUGUGAACAGCCAUGUACUUCUGUCAGUAAACAUCAGAAUCAUCUUUUUAAAUGUACCUCUUCUUUCAAAGAUAAUCUGGGAAAUUUACAAAGGGACCUAAUCCAUUCCUCAGUUAAUGACUUCAACAACUUCAAAUGUAGCUUUGGGCUAAGCUUUCAUUCAAACAUUUUUGUAGAUGGGGAACUUAAAAAUGAAGAAAAAAUUUCUAAAUGUGAUCAAUUUGAGAACUCCAUUGUAAAAAAUUCAUUAGUAUAUGAUCAACAAAUAGGUCUUUCAUGUGCCAAAACACAGAAUUUCCAUAAAUAUGGCAGGUUCUUUACACAUCCAGUAUUACCUAAUCAAAAUUCAAAUACAGAUAUUUUAGAAAUCCAGUAUAUAUGUAAAGAAAAUAGGAAGGCCUUUACUGAGGAGUCUACCUUAAGUAAUCAUGAGGGCACUUAUAUUGGAGAGACAGUAUAUCAAUGUAAUGAAAAUGAUAGUGACUUAACCCAUGAGUCAAAUCCUGCUAAUCAUCAGUCUGCUCAUUUUCCAAAGAACUUUUAUAAGUGUUACAAAUGUGACACAGUCUUUCAUCAAUACUCAGAACUUAUCAUCCACCAGUAUAUCCAUAUUCAAGAUCAAAUUUCCAAGGGUAUGGAUUGUAACCCAGCUUUCAAUAAAAGUUCCAGCCUUACUAGAAGUCAUACUGGAGAAAAACCCUACAAAUGUAAGGAAUGCGGCAAAGCCUUUACCUAUUGUUCAAGCCUUAGACAACAUCAUAGAAUUCAUUCUGGAGUCAAGCAUCACAAAUGUAAAGAAUGUGGCAAAGCCUUUUACCAUAAAUCACUCCUUACUCAACACCAGAGCAUUCAUGCUGGGAAGAAGCCUUACUGCUGUAAAUUUUGUGGUAAAGCUUUCAAUCAAAGGUCAACUGUUACUCAGCACCAGAGGAUUCAUACUGGAGAGAGGCCCUACCACUGUAAAGACUGUGGCAAAGCUUUUCAUCAAAGAUCAAGCCUUAGCCUACACCAGAGAGUUCAUACCGGAGAGAAGCCCUACAAAUGCAAAGAAUGUGGCAAAGCCUUCAACCGUAAUUCACUCCUUACUCAACACCAGAGAAUUCAUACUGGUGAAAAGCCCUACCAUUGUAAAGAUUGUGGCAAAGCUUUUAAUAAAAAAUCAAGUCUUACUCAACACCAGAGAAUUCAUACUGGAGAGAAACCCUAUUCUUGCAAAGAUUGUGGCAAAGCUUUUAAUCAAAGAUCAAGCCUCAGCCUACACCAGAGAGGUCACACCGGAGAGAAACCCAAUAAAUGUAAUGAAUGUGGCAAAGCCUUUAAUCGUGUUUUUUUUCUUACUCAACACCAGAAAAUUCAUACUGGAGAGAAGGCUUACCACUGUAAAGAUUGUGGCAAAGCUUUUAAACAGAGAUCAAGCCUUACUCAACACCAGAGAGUUCAUACUGGAGAUAAGCCCUAUCUUUGUAAGCACUGUGGCAAAGCUUUUACUCAAAGGUCUAGCUUUACUCGCCACCAGAGAAUCCAUACUGGAGAGAAGCCCUACAAAUGUCAAGAUUGUGACAAAGCUUUCAGCCGUAACUUACUUCUCAUUCAACACCAGAGAAUUCACACAGGAGAGAAACCUUACCAUUGUCAAGAUUGUGGCAGAGCAUUUAAUCAGAGAUCAAGCCUUACUCAACACCAGAGAGUUCAUACUGGGGACAAACCCUUUUGUUGUAAAGACUGUGGCAAAGCUUUUACUCAGAGAUCAAGCUUUAACCGACACCAGAGAAUCCACACUGGAGAGAAGUUGUACAAAUGUAAAGAAUGUGACAGCACCUUUAACUGCAGUUCCCACCUUGCUGAACACCAGUGCACUUCAUUAGGCAGCUGCUUCCAAGACACAAAGUUUCUCCAAUUUAUGUGAGUUAUUGUUCUGUCAAAGCCAGUUAGCAAACACAGAUGGAUUUAUUUUUAAAACAUGUAAUGCGCUUGAUUAUAUAAAAGAUAUUUCUUUCUGUUGUUGCAAUACCUUACUGGAUUCCCAGAAUCACAUUCUGGUUUAAUUGAGUAAUAUUUUUCUUUCUUGUCAUUUUGUCAACUGGUUUUGUGUUAAUAAUUACAUUCUCAAGUGUAUUUCUCAAACACUGUCCAGAAUGUAUACAUAAAACAUAUGUUACACACAGAAACCCUGUCUCAAAAAAAAAAAAACCAACCA